This is a messenger RNA of Selaginella moellendorffii, 727 nucleotides long. RefSeq names its product Golgi SNAP receptor complex member 1-1. The record is from RefSeq and is a predicted model, not a curated record. The coding region runs from base 61 to 699 and encodes 212 amino acids. Lineage: Eukaryota; Viridiplantae; Streptophyta; Lycopodiopsida; Selaginellales; Selaginellaceae. Gene Ontology annotation, cellular component: Golgi membrane; SNARE complex; Golgi medial cisterna. Gene Ontology annotation, molecular function: SNAP receptor activity. The transcript is spliced from 5 exons. Gene Ontology annotation, biological process: vesicle fusion; endoplasmic reticulum to Golgi vesicle-mediated transport.
UCCUUUUUGUCACUGACUAGGGCUUCCAAUUAGGGUUCGUGAGGAAGAAGAAGAAAGAAAAUGGCGGUGGAUCCGAGCUUCGCCGGAGUCGGAUGGGACGAUCUCCGCAAGCAGGCGCGAAGGCUGGAGAACGAGAUCGAUGCGAAGCUCGCGAGUUUUGGGCGGCCAGAUCAGUCGGGGGAGGAUUGUGAAGCGGAGAUCGAGAGGCUGCUCAAGCAACUCCAGCAAAUCAAUUCGAGUAUGCAGUCUUUGAUGUCAGCGAUCGGUUCUGACAUUGUUUCUCAUACCUUGGCACGCCAUCUAAACAUCUCUCACGAGUUCGUCCAGGAGUUUAAGAGGAAACGAGCUAUUGCCAAAGACAAUCGCGAGCACGCCGAAUUGCUCCACUCUUUUCGAUCGCCAUCGGAGAGAAGAUUGGAAGUUGAUCCCCUUGUGCAAGAGAGGAGCUCCAUCCAGAGAUCUACUGCUCAGAUAGACUCGGUCGUGAAUCAAGCACACGCAGCUCUCAGCGCGCUGUCCACGCAGCGAAGCUUGUUUGGAACGAUCGGAUUCAAGAUCAACAACGUAGGAUCCAUUCUACCGUCGGUGAACCAUGUUCUAGUUGCGAUUCGAAGAAAAAAAAACCAGGACACAUUGAUCUUGUCAGCCGUGAUUUCAGUUUGCACUUUCUUGAUGUUCCUUUACUGGAUUUCCAAGUGAAAGAGAAAGUAAUGCCGCGUUUUUACCC